UGUGGGGCGAGCGGCUGGCUGGCGUGCGCGGGGUGCUGCUCGACAUCUCGGGGGUGCUGUACGACAGCGGCGAGGGCGGUGGCGUCCCGAUCGCCGGCUCGGUGGACGCGGUGGCGAGGGAGUCCUGGGUGUGAGUGUCCCAGAGUGAGCCGAGCUCGCUCCCGACCACAUCUGAAGUUGUGUGUGGAGUGACAGAUGUGGGGUGCUGCCAUCUCACUGUCACACCGAUUGCUCACUGUUCUGAGAAGGUCACAUCAUCAUUCAUCAGGAGUAAUUAGUCCCCUGGGACCCCCUGCACUUCUUCCCUCAACUGCUCCAUUAACUUGGGUGUGAAUCACACGUUCCGGGCGCCAAUCAAUGAAGAUCUAUCCGCAGUGUACAAGACUGAAGCGGUCCCAGCUGAAGGUGAGAUUCUGCACCAACGAGUCGCAGAAGUCCCGGGGAGAGCUGGUGGCACUGCUUCGGCGGCUGGGAUUCGACAUCUCUGAGGAGGAGGUGACCGCCCCAGCCCCGGCCACCUGUCAGAUCCUGAAGGAGCGAGGCCUGCGGCCACACCUGCUCAUCCAUGACGGAGUCCGCUCAGAAUUCGAUCAGAUUGACAAGUCCAGCCCGAACUGUGUGGUAAUGGCAGAUGCUGGUGAAAGCUUUUCUUAUCAGAACAUGAAUAAAGCCUUCCAGAUACUCAUGGAACUGGAAAAUCCUGUGCUCAUAUCGCUGGGAAAAGGACGCUACUACAAGGAGACCUCGGGGCUGAUGCUGGACGUCGGAGCCUACGUGAAGGCGCUCGAGUACGCCUGUGGGAUUGAGGCCGAAGUGGUGGGGAAACCUUCCCCCGAGUUUUUCAAGUCUGCUCUGCAAGCGUUGGGAGUGGAGGCGCACCAGGCCAUCAUGAUCGGGGAUGACAUCGUGGGCGACAUUGGCGGUGCCCAGCGGUGCGGAAUGAGAGCGCUGCAGGUGCGGACCGGGAAGUUCAGGCCCAGUGACGAGCACCAUCCUGAAGUGAAGGCUGAUGGGUACGUGGACAACCUUGCAGAGGCUGUGGACCUGCUGCUGCAGCAUGCGGACAAGUGACAGCCUUCAGGGAGGGCCAGGCCUCUUCCAUUACCGUCCCUCCUCUCCCAGUUACCUCAGUGCCCAGAACACUCAAGUUCCUGGCAGCCCCACCCUCUGCCCUCUGUGGGCAGGGGAGGGCCCUUCCGGGCUAUCUUGCCCUGCACCAGAGCUAGCCAGCCCCUUCCUCAGCCUCCCUCAGCCAUGCUUCCCUGGGCUCCUGGGCAAAGGUUUGCUGCAAGCCCCCUCUGGGACUGUCCUGGAUUCAUUCCCACCUGGUGCUUGAGUGCAGGAGCACCACCUAACUGGACGUAGAGGAGGCUGCCCCUUCUCCAGGCUCUCCGCAGCUAAGUGAGGAGCCUGGAGCGAGGCCAGGGGCUCCUGUGCGUGUCAAGCCGCUCAGAGCAAAGUCAGCCUGCCUCGGCUCCCCGCCCGGGUCAGCGCAAUCAGACAGUCCAGCCAAGCUUAUCCCUUCCCUUCAAGUCACCACUGCAGACGGGCUGGGGUAGCUCCCAGGGGCACUUUGAAGAGUACCAUCCUACAGAGGUCAAGGCUGCAGGCAGAGAGGUUCCUUUGGAGCCAGAACUGGAUAGAAUGAAGGUGUCAUGUGCAGGAGGAACUAACAGCACUCAAUAAACUUGGCCUUA
Messenger RNA from Sciurus carolinensis (gray squirrel), 1697 nucleotides. RefSeq names its product phospholysine phosphohistidine inorganic pyrophosphate phosphatase (gene Lhpp). Gene Ontology annotation, cellular component: cytosol. NCBI's taxonomy places the organism in Eukaryota, Metazoa, Chordata, Mammalia, Rodentia, Sciuridae. Gene Ontology annotation, molecular function: phosphatase activity; inorganic diphosphate phosphatase activity. The coding region runs from base 358 to 1071 and encodes 237 amino acids. The transcript has 8 exons. Gene Ontology annotation, biological process: dephosphorylation. The record is from RefSeq and is a predicted model, not a curated record.